UUUAGUGAAGAGGAUGACCUUAAUCUUGCCCUAGACAAAAGCCCUACACCAUUCACCAACUCAACAAAAAAGGCGCCAUAUCUAAAGAAGACUUGUUUCAGAAGAACAUUCUCUUUAAAUUUAACCAGCUACAAUCAGUCACAGGCGCUAACUGUUUCGCAUAACAACCACCAUCAUUCUAGCCAAUCACCAAUUACGCCAACCUUUCUCACCAAUACUAUCCUCAUCCGUGAUUCCAGAUCUCGGCCAGUGUCCAGCCAGGCACAAAGCCAUCAUAUUUCUCCGUCAACACUUAACAACAUUAAUUCAGAUACCCAGUAUUACCAGGACCCAGACGCAUGCCUUAAGCUGCAACAUUACCUAGCAUCCCCAUACAAUUUUAACGAAGCAAUCGAGCUAGGAUUUCCAGCCCAAGAAAACAGGGAUAUCACAUCAGAUCAACAAAGCUCUCCAAAUCCCAGCUUCAAGUCUCAAAAAAUCACAAAAAAGCCUCUGAAAGUUAGCCAAGGUACAGAGAUCAGCACAAGUACCAGAAAUAUCUCAGGCCUCGUACAGCCCUCCUGCAUAUUAGAGCAUUCUGUCCCGUGCAACAAUCCCACCCUAAAUAACUCUCAGCAGACUUGCACCGUCAGCCUCAAGACUAAUAUACACCCAAAUCUAAAAAGGCGCGAACUAACGCUGAAAAUGAUAUUAACGCGGCCGGAUCUUCGAGCAAAUUCUUGGAAUACUAUUUCUCAUGUUAUAGAUAUUCCCCAGGCCAUCAAAGCUACAAAACCACCUUCAGCAGAGAGAGAUUUUCAAAUCCAGGAUUCAGAUAAUAAAAGACAAGGAAAGAUCAACAAUCUGUGGUGCAAGCUUCAAAUAUAG
Messenger RNA from Aspergillus ibericus CBS 121593, 867 nucleotides. RefSeq lists its product as uncharacterized. The transcript has a single exon. The annotation marks the transcript as partial. NCBI's taxonomy places the organism in Eukaryota, Fungi, Ascomycota, Eurotiomycetes, Eurotiales, Aspergillaceae. The record is from RefSeq and is a predicted model, not a curated record.